This is a messenger RNA of Salpingoeca rosetta, 2070 nucleotides long. RefSeq lists its product as uncharacterized. Gene Ontology annotation, molecular function: heme binding; electron transfer activity. The coding region runs from base 1 to 2070 and encodes 689 amino acids. The transcript is spliced from 11 exons. Lineage: Eukaryota; Choanoflagellata; Craspedida; Salpingoecidae. The record is from RefSeq and is a predicted model, not a curated record.
AUGGACGAGGAACCAAAGGAGAUGCACUUGCAUGACGUGCUCGAGGCCUGUUGUAUAUGCUCGGUGCGGGGCAAGCCGCUAAGCAAACGCCCGUGCUGCUCAAAGCCCAUGUGUGUGGAGUGCAUGGAGCUGUACCUCAAGAAGAAUGGCACCAAGACAGGGAAAAGCAACGUCGUGGCCGGGUGCCCGCAUUGCCGCGAGAAAAUCACAUUCACAGACGGCCACGUGCCCAAGGAUCACUAUCUCACCGACGCGGCGCAACAGCUUGCCACCGUCAGCGACCUUGUCGAAGGCGAAUAUCAAUAUGAUGUGACGAAGUGCCGACUCUGCCACUCGCCAGCCACGGCAUUGGCGCUGUUGCGUGACGGCAGUUGGACUGCUCCAUUUUGCACAGCCUGCCUGAGCAAACGCAGUGACAAUGUCGUUCCCACGGCAGAGGUGGCAACGAUCCUGCGACGAAGGCUAACCGAGCGCAUCGCUUCUUUGGAGAAACUGAGCAAGGCCAUCGCCAGCGGCUCCCAUGGUUCCCACACACACCUCAUCUCCGAGCCCAAACGCAUCGCGGAUCAGCUCUUGGCAUCAACGCACCAGCGCCUCAACAAGUUCAACGCUGCGCUUGAGGAACGGCGCCAGCGGCUGAAGACCGAAUACGACAACGCCGCCCACGCCGCGCAGCAAGCCAGCGACGACAUCAAGCAGCACGUCGCCAGAAUACGGGAGAGUGUGAAGAGCAGGCUGGACCCACGGAGUGUCAUGACGCUUGAAGAGUUUGGUCAGCGCAAGGCGGCGCUGGAGCAGGAGAUUGAGAAGGAAAAGGACGAGCACCUUUCCAAACUGGGUCGAGAAGUGCCCUCGGCUGCAACCACGACCUACCCCACCCUCCCCGCCGGCGUCCCGCGGCUGCUCGACGUGCACAUUGGCAACACCUGCGUGUCCUUUGCGCGUAUUAUGAGCCGUGCGCUGGAACGACAACACGCGCGCGUGGUCGAUGUGCUGCCAGCAGACGCCAGCGACACCGUUCGAGCCACCCGCAAGAACAUGUGGUCCUCCGCAGCCCUGCGAGGAGGGCCAGCACAAGCACGCGCAUCUUCACUUCACCACCACAUGGUGAAGGACGAGUCGGAUGACGACGAAGACGACAGUCACGACCUGGACGAAGGCAACGAUAAUGACAAUGACGAGGAAGUAGAAAAGGAAGUUGUCAUCGACGAUGAUGAUGAUGAUGAUGAUGACGAUGGGGACGGCACACCAGCACAGCACAGCACCCACAUAUUGCGGCCAAAGGCAAGACGAAAACGAACCAGUGGUAACGAUAGUGAUGACAGCGACGACGCUUUCCCCAGCCUGAUGCGGCCGAGCACGCUCAGGGAUGCUGCCAACGAUGACGAAGACACAGAUCACGGGGUGGAAGACGAUCUAGAUACAGGUCGUAACGGUGCACAGAUGACCUCUGCGAGGCCGCUUCGUGGUGCUCGCUCUUCCUCCUCGUUAUCUCUGUCAUCGUCAUCGUUGGCAUCAUCUUCGUCGCACAGGCGGGCUGCGGUUCGUGCUGGUGUGACGGUGCCGAAGCGACGCGCGAGCGAGGCCGGGUCAGAGGGGCUCAGUGACAAUGACGGGGCGGCUGGCGGUGACACCGAUGCAGCUGAUGUGGAGGUGGAGGGACGAAGAAAGAAGCCACGAAGACAGCAGACAGAAGACGUUGACUUGGAGGACGUGCCGCUGGAUCGGCGCGGAAAGCCCGUGCUGACGAGCCAGAUGCUGAAAUCCCUCCUCUCUGUGGAGCCAGACCCCAUUGAAAAGCUGUGCGAGCUCUUCCCUGGCGUUGGCGCGGAGUUUUGGAGAAAGAACAAGCCCAAGAGGAAAAACACAUAUUCAAAACGUGUCAUUGCGAUGGCUCGAGAACGCUGCGCGCCUCGUGUGUUCCAGUUCCAUGAGAUAGACGGCACCGUCAUUGCCACAGCAGAGUGUCCCACUCGGGAGGGGGUUGAGAGCUUUCGCUAUCAACACCCAGUCACCGUGGACGCGACGGAAGCGCAAGUGAAGGCGCACUUUGCCCAACAGCGCAGCUGA